GCUGUUUAGAGUCUUCCAUAAAUGUGUAUCCUGUUCAGCUCACGAUCUAAAGGUGUGUUUUGAAUUUUGGCCCCUUUUUAGUUUAAUACCCCUUCCCUGCAGUUUUAGGAGUCUUUGGAGAAGUUGGAUCUGGCGGUGUUUGGGCAUCUCUUCAGAAGAGCUGGAAAAAUCCAAUCUCUGUAUUUCCAAUCUCUGCCAGUGACAUUAAUUUGUCCACUGGUCUGACAAUAUAAAUCCUUUGAAAAAGCGUCUUUGAUAACCUGUAGGGAGAAACCGCUGGCUGGUCAGUCAGUCUUGCCCACUUGAGACUGUGGAGUGCCUCAUAUCUAGGGCCGUGACAUUGGCAGCUGCUAAUAAUAGCACCGCUGAACAUGCAUUGUUAUAAAUUCAGAUUCAGCGGGCCGGUUGCCAGUGCACACAAGUGCAUCUUGAGGACAGCGGGGUUGCUGCAGAAGGCUUCAGCGCAAAUCAGUGCACUGAAAUUUUCCUUUAAAUAAAAAUGAUUUUCAUCAAUCUUCUUGUGGUCAGUCAGACCCAACAAAGUCUGAGUAUUGUGCUGAGGCUGACUCAGAACAUUGAAUUUAGAUGAUGCAAACCAGUCAAAACCCUUCAAAGACAAAGUCAGGACCUAUGUUGCAUUAAAGUUGAUCUUUUGUGAGUCGGUUGUUGGGGUUUGCCCAGAGGUUCUCCUCUCAGCUUCGGUGGAGCAGACGGAUAAAUCUGUGGCUGACUGGACUCAUUACGAGUCGCAGUGCUGUAGGUAAUAGAGGUCCUGGGGGUAAAUACUGCAAUGAUUCCCCCUGCAGUCAGCCGUCUGCUCCUGCCUGCUCCUCCUUCUUAAACUCAUGUAUGCUUUGUCAUCCUUCAGUUUUGAUUUAGUCCUUCCCCUUCCUAAUCCAAGAGUCUCCAGUUUCUACCUCCAUCCGUGACGGUACCUUCUCCCCUCAAUUCACUUCUAUUUGCACCUCAGUGGUUGGGAUCUAUGCAUCUGCAUUAGAUUUUUUUCCCUCCCCUGAGGUAUGAGAGUCCUUCGGUCUUUUCUUCAUCUGAUUCUUCCCCUCCCUUUGUGUUUCCUUUGCCUCUGGAAUGCCAAUUUGUAAAAAAAAAAAAAAAAAGAGGAGAAGAUGACAGAGGCGACUGGUAACCAUAGCAACACAUGUCGCCCUCACCAGUGUUGGAUCGCUUCAAUAACUGCUUCCUUCUUGCAGCCUUUUUUGCCCCCUUUUAUCUUUCAAUCCUGUCUCCCUUCCCUCGAAUCAACACCGCUGCACCAUCACCCUUGUAAUUGAUAACCCUAAUUGGCGACAAGAAGCUCUCCUUCUCUUGCUUGUAUCCUCUUCAGAGCAGACUGUCUCCCCCGUGUAACUUUCCUCUUUGAACAAGUUCGCACAACAAAGAGAAUUCAGUCUCCGCCGCCUGACAGCUCAGCCUCGGCUCCGUAACCGUUUCCUGUCUUACAUAUAUGUGAGGCACCGCCGUAGUGCAGGGAUGUGCUGACAUAUGGAGGCUGACAGUUAUCAGACGUCCCCAGCGCGGCGCUCUGCUCCUCCCUGUCAGCCUGGGCUGAGCCAGCAGCACAUUAGAAUCUGAUCUAUCUCUCUGCUGUGGCAAGUGGAUGUGUAGCACUGGAGUGUGUCACAGCCCACUUACAAGAAUGAAAGGAAGAGGAUUCACAUGCAGACCACUGUGCUAGACAGACACACAUGUUCCGUAACAAUCCAUGUUGGACCCAGAGAACACCGGUUUCAUCCCAGUGGAGAACUUCACCAGCUUGGUGGAGCACCAUGAGCUGCAGCUGGAUCCAUCCAAACUGGACAUGUUGUUAGCCCUUGUCCAGAGCAAUGAGGAGGGACAGGUGUGCUACCAGGAGCUCAUCGAGCUGAUGAGCAGCAAACGCUCCAGCAGUUUCCGACGAGCCAUAGCCAACGGUCGCCGCACGCUGCAGCGGGAGAUCCUGCUGGACGAGACGGGCUUGGGUCUGUACAAACGCUUCGUCCGCUAUGUGGCCUACGAGAUACUGCCCUGCGAGACAGACCGGCGCUGGUACUUCCACCAAAACCGCCUGUGUCCUCCACCGGUCUUCAUCGCCAUCGUCACCAUCGUCCAGAUUAUUGUGUUCAUGUGUUACGGCAUCAUGCUCAACAAGUGGGUCCUGCAGACCUACCAGCCUGACUUCAUGAAGAGCCCGCUGGUCUACCAUCCCGGCCACCGAGCGCAAGUGUGGCGUUUCUUCAGCUACAUGUUCAUGCACGUCGGUUUGGAGCAGUUAGGAUUCAACGCUUUACUGCAGCUGAUGAUAGGGGUUCCCUUGGAGAUGGUCCACGGCAUAUUACGGAUAAGUUUGCUGUACAUGGCAGGAGUCCUGGCUGGCUCGCUGACAGUGUCCAUCACAGACAUGCGCGCUCCAGUGGUGGGGGGUUCUGGGGGAGUCUACGCUCUGUGCUCAGCUCAUCUGGCGAAUGUCGUCAUGAACUGGGCCGGGAUGCGAUGUCCGUACAAGCUGCUCCGCAUGAUCCUGGCGCUGGUUUGCAUGAGCUCCGAGGUGGGCCGUGCAGUCUGGCUCCGCUUCUCGCCGCCGUUGCCCUCGUCAGGUCCGCAGCCCAGCUUCAUGGCUCACCUGUCGGGGGCGGUGGUCGGCAUCAGCAUGGGGCUGCUGAUCCUGCGCAGCUAUGAAGAGAGUCUGCAGAAACAGUGCUCCUGGUGGGUCAUCGUCUUCUCCUUCAUCACCUUCCUCCUCUUCGCCAUCUUUUGGAACAUCUUCGCCUAUGAGCUCCUGGGGGUGCAAAUCCCUCCUCCCCCCUGAUGACGGCCCUUUGAAAAUACUCGACCUUUCGUUUCACCUCAAGUUAGACCCAUGAAACCGUUCAAACUUCUAAUCGACCAAGAAUCCUUUUUUUAUUGAUCCUUUGCGAAUCAAAGAAAUAUGUCUCUUUUAUUAAAGAGGGGAUUACCGUAGCAACAAGAACAGGUUCCUCAGAUCUGUUGGAGGAGCAUUUUGUCUUUUUUAUACACAUCAUAUCUCCUCCUCAUUACCAGCAUCAAGUCUACUAAUAGCAUUUAGAUUUUUUGUUCUUUAAUGACCUAUUGGUCGUUUAUUUCAAGUGCAACUUUUAUUAAAAUAGAGACCUCAAAUUAGACAGGAUUCAUGACGUGGGCUGAAGAGGAAAGUCAAAAGGAAGUCAACGGAUCAGUUCUAAAGAAGCAUGUAAAUGGAAAAGAAUUCAACUUUUUUUCUUCAACCAACAGGAGUUACUGUGACUUUUUGCAAAAUUGCUGACAUACCAAAUUGGAAAAAAAAAGAAACAUAAAAAAUGGUGCUCUGAGUGAUAUUUUUAAAACAUCUUUAGGGUAAACAGAAAAUUUGAUGUGGAUCUUUAAAGAUGAGCAACAGCCCUGUCAUAUUUCCUUUGCUGAGCGCCGGUAUUUGCAUCUUUUCCUCGUUCUGACUCCUGCACUGUGGACACAGAAACACACAUAAACACAAGAAUAGGAAGAAAGUCGAACGCUGUCGUGACCCGGUGAUAGGACAGCCAAAACAGUCCAUCACUUUAGCAGCAAACGCCUCCUGCUGCUCCAUUACAGAUGUAAAAUAUGCCAUUCCCUGGAGCUUUCAGCGCGACGGGAACACGAUCUCCUCCAUUUUUUUUUGUCUUUGAGAAGAAUUGCUGCCUGAGUCUGUUGCUCAACAAAGAAAAACACAGCAGACACUCACACGGACGCCUCUGCCUGUCGUCGCUCUGGCAGACUGACCUUGGGAGAAGGUCGUGGAUGCGUCAGCCCCUGACCUCUGUCCUGCAUGUCCUGGAGGGCAUUGGGGUCGUUGUCAGGCCCAGUCGAUACCUCAGUUUCUCGUUCUUAGGGACUGUAUACAUUUGUAAAGGAAUGUACCUAUGAAGAAAAACGUGUUGUCUGUUUUUUAUUUGACAGUGAAUAUGUAUAUUAUAUGUUCAUAAAUAAGACUAUAUUUAUUUGUAUUUUUCUCCUGAAGGAGAAAGGAAAUUCAAAUGGUGCAAAAUUUUAUGGUAUGAUUGUCCUAUAUGGCUUUGAAUUAAAAAAAAAAUGUGAGCCAAAAUCUAACAAGUGGAUUCCACUUGAUUUUAUAUAUUUAAAGUCAGUGCUUUAUAAAGUAAGCCAUAGGAAAAGCUAAAAGAUGAGGGUAAAACUUGGAGGGAAAAAAGAAAAGUAUUUCUUGGGUCGAAAGCCACUGACCAGUAGUUACAUUUAAAAAUAAAUAAAAAUAAAUAAAA
Molecule: messenger RNA, 4247 nt
Organism: Oryzias melastigma (Indian medaka)
Lineage: Eukaryota; Metazoa; Chordata; Actinopteri; Beloniformes; Adrianichthyidae
Gene: rhbdl1
Product: rhomboid, veinlet-like 1 (Drosophila)
Exons: 8
Coding region: 1721-2803 (360 amino acids)
Cellular component (GO): membrane
Molecular function (GO): serine-type endopeptidase activity
Source: RefSeq, a predicted model, not a curated record